Epinephelus fuscoguttatus (brown-marbled grouper) is the source of this 1429-nucleotide messenger RNA. RefSeq names its product succinate-CoA ligase GDP/ADP-forming subunit alph (gene suclg1). The record is from RefSeq and is a predicted model, not a curated record. Gene Ontology annotation, cellular component: succinate-CoA ligase complex (ADP-forming); mitochondrion. Lineage: Eukaryota; Metazoa; Chordata; Actinopteri; Perciformes; Serranidae. The transcript has 9 exons. Gene Ontology annotation, molecular function: succinate-CoA ligase (GDP-forming) activity; succinate-CoA ligase (ADP-forming) activity. Bases 50 to 1024 code for a protein of 324 amino acids. Gene Ontology annotation, biological process: tricarboxylic acid cycle.
UCCGUGUGUCAGGUCCUCAGCCUCCGGUGUCAUUGGUGAAUGACCGAAGAUGUCUCACAGCAGGUUGUUUGCCAGGCUGCUUUUGCAGCAGACUGGAGUCAGACACUGUUAUACAGGAUCAAGAAAGAACCUGUACAUCAACAAGGACACGAAAGUCAUCUGCCAAGGUUUCACAGGGAAGCAGGGAACGUUUCACAGUCAGCAGUCUCUCGACUAUGGCUCCCAGUUAGUCGGAGGUGUUUCCCCUGGCAAGGGCGGUAAGACACACCUCGGCCUGCCUGUCUUCAAUUCAGUCAAGGAGGCAAAGGAGGGCACAGGGGCAGACGCCACUGUGAUUUACGUGCCCCCACCGUUCGCGGCGGCAGCCAUCAUCGAGGCUAUUGAUGCCGAGAUCCCCUUGGUGGUAUGCAUCACUGAGGGCAUCCCACAGCAGGACAUGGUGAGAGUCAAACAUAAGCUGCUGCGCCAGAGCGCCACCCGGCUCAUCGGCCCUAACUGCCCAGGAGUCAUCAACCCUGGAGAGUGCAAGAUUGGGAUCAUGCCAGGCCACAUUCACAAAAAAGGAAGAAUUGGCAUUGUGUCUAGAUCGGGUACCCUGACAUACGAAGCUGUGCACCAAACUACACAAGUUGGCCUGGGCCAGUCGCUCUGUGUUGGUAUUGGCGGGGAUCCAUUCAACGGUACAAACUUCAUAGAUUGUCUGGAGGUGUUCCUGCAGGAUCCCAAGACAGAGGGCAUCAUCCUUAUUGGAGAAAUUGGAGGCAACGCUGAGGAGAAUGCAGCUGAGUACCUUAAACAGCACAACUCUGGUGCUAAGGCAAAGCCUGUGGUGUCCUUCAUCGCGGGGCUAACUGCUCCUCCUGGCCGCAGGAUGGGCCACGCCGGCGCCAUCAUCGCUGGCGGAAAGGGCGGAGCCAAAGAAAAGAUUGCAGCCCUCCAGUCAGCUGGAGUCGUUGUCAGCAUGUCCCCUGCCCAGCUGGGCAGCACUAUUUUCAAGGAGUUUGAGAAGAGGAAGAUGUUGUAAAUUGCGCGAGAAGGCACUCGACCUUUUACCCCCCCCUCCCGCCCUGAAAUUGAGAUGAACAGCCUGAUUCUGGAGGUGGAUAUGCCUGACAGUAUCUGUACACCGUGACUAUUUCAACUACAAUGUGCACAUGCUGUGUUUAUAACGUAAUUUCUGCCAUAAACUUGUACCUUGCACAUAAUGAAAGAAUAAAACAUAGUGUCCUAAUUGUAUCUUAAAAAAUACUCAUUGUACACAAUGUAAAAGCUAUAUAGAUGUGUUACUCUCUCCACACAACGUAGACAGCCAAAAGGAAGAAGGCCACAAUAACCUUGGUUAUUCAUUUUGUUAUACUCCUGCUGUAAGACGUAUUCCAUCACUCAUCUCACUGGCUGUCCACCUGAAUAAGAAAUAUUUCUCAUAUCA